AUCAGUGUCGGGCUGUGGGGCCCGUAUCCAUCUAACGAAGCAGAAUUCGUCCGUGCGAACCGUGAGAUUGAAGCGAAGAUGCGGGAGCUAGGCGGUUUGAAAUGGCUCUACUCGCGCGUAUUUUACAGUGAAGAUGAGUGGUGGCAGGUCUACGACAAGCACAAGUACGACGAGUUCCGUCGGAAAUACCACGCCACGUCUCUGCCUUCGAUAUGGGACAAGGUCAAGGACCGAGGCCGGAAACAAGACUUUGGCACGGGAGUCAAGGGCUUGUUGAAGAGGUUUGUGAAAAGCAAUGCGUUCUUAUCCGGUCUCUAUGGUAUAUACAAGGCGGUAAAAGGCGGUGAUUAUAUAUUGAAGAAGCAGAAAGCUGCUUAA
Bipolaris maydis ATCC 48331 is the source of this 378-nucleotide messenger RNA. NCBI's taxonomy places the organism in Eukaryota, Fungi, Ascomycota, Dothideomycetes, Pleosporales, Pleosporaceae. The record is from RefSeq and is a predicted model, not a curated record.